Molecule: messenger RNA, 1843 nt
Organism: Oryza brachyantha (malo sina)
Lineage: Eukaryota; Viridiplantae; Streptophyta; Magnoliopsida; Poales; Poaceae
Exons: 15
Coding region: 1-1548 (515 amino acids)
Source: RefSeq, a predicted model, not a curated record
AUGGCGGAGCAGGGGGAGGAGGAAGCGGGGGAGAGGAGGUUGAGGGGGCCGGAGGAGGGGGAGGGGGAGGGCGGGAAGGGCGACGCGAGGAGGGACGGGGUGGUGAGGGAGGUGAUACGGAUGGAGAGGGAGGCGGUGAUCCCCGUGCUCAAGCCCAAGCUCGUCAUGAAGCUCGCCUACCUCAUCGAGCAAGAUAUGGAUCGUGCGGAGUUCCUAAAGCUAUGCAAGAAGAUUGAGUACACCAUCCGAGCUUGGUAUCUCCUACAAUUCGAGGAUUUAAUGCAAUUGUAUUCCCUGUUUGAUCCUGUUUCUGGUGAGAAGAGGCUGGAGCAGCAAAACCUGACACCUGAAGAGAUUGAAACUCUGGAGUUCAAUUUCAUGACAUAUCUUUUCCAGAUUAUGGAAAAGAGCAACUUCAAGUUGUUAUCUGAUGAAGAGUAUGAUGUUGCACAAUCUGGAAAAUAUCUUCUGAACCUUCCCAUAAAAGUUGAUGAGUCUAAGCUAGACAGUAAGCUGUUGACAACAUACUUUAAAGACCAUCCACAUGAUAAUCUGCCUUCAUUUGCUAAUAAGUAUAUUAUCUUUCGUCGGGGCAUUGGAAUCGACCGUACAACUGAUUACUUUAUCAUGGAGAAACUGGAUGUGAUCAUAUCCCGAGCUUGGAGCACAUUGCUCAGAGUUACGAGGAUUGAUAGAUUGUUCUCAAAAAAACCACAGGUGAAGUCCAAGAAAGACACAAAGAAGACUGAUGAUAUUAAUGAAGACACAGAAGAACCAGAACUAUUUGUCGAGCGUAUUCGGCUAGAAAAAAUUGAACUAAGCAUGAGAAAUCUGAUGAGCAAGAUGACAAUUCAAGAACCUACAUUUGAUAGGAUGAUUGUGGUGUACAGGAGGGCUGGUAAUAAGACUAAGCCUGAUCGAGGAAUAUUUGUAAAGCAUUUCAAGAAUAUCCCGAUGGCUGACAUGGAAAUUGUUCUUCCAGAGAAGAAGAACCCUACUUUAACACCAAUGGAUUGGGUCAAGUUUCUUAUUUCUGCUGUUAUUGGUCUGGUCACUUUAUUUGGUUCUCUUGAAAUGCCGAAGGCUGAUGUAUGGGUUGUCAUAGCAAUCUUGUCUGGUGUGAUAGGAUAUUGUGCUAAGAUCUACUUCACGUUUCAGCAAAAUAUGACAAUAUAUCAGAAUUUGAUCACAAAAUCAAUGUAUGACAAACAACUUGAUAGUGGGAAAGGAACACUACUUCACCUGUGUGAUGAUGUGAUACAGCAAGAAGUUAAAGAAGUCAUAAUUUCUUACUACAUCUUAAUGGAACAGGGGAAGGCAACUGAACAAGAUCUUGAUUUGCGUUGUGAAGAGCUAAUUAAGGAAGAGUUUGGUGCAGAGUGCAAUUUUGAUGUUCGUGAUGCUGUAAAGAAAUUGGAGAGGCUUGGUAUUGUUCAUCGGGACUCGAUUGGAAGGAUCGUUUGCGUUUCAUUGAAGCGUGCAAAUGAGAUAUUAGGCAACACUACUGAAGAACUGGUGAUGCGUGCACAACAGAGCCCAACUGCUUAAGUCUCACGUUGGACUGGAAUGUGCUUCUCAUCUUUGUGUGUAAAGCACGCUUGCCAUGGCGCAAUUGUUCAUCCUGAAAGAGCCCUCCUCAUGUAUUCUUGGCAGUGUACCAUAUGUGUGUUCUGUAGUCAGGUUUUUAUUUCUUACCGGCUUGUUUUAGUUUGUAACUAUGUCAUGGUUCAGUUUAAAUGGGUUACAGGUGGUUUGUACAUAAACUUUGUGUAAUAAAACAACUGUACAAAACCCACAUAUCUGCCUUGGUUCUUUUUACUGGCAGGUUUACAAGUCUACCAUU